AUGAGCUCCGCUUCUAGUAGGCCUUUGCCGUCGCGAAUGACGCUUCAAAUCUUGAAGCAAAAACGGACAAAUGCAUUCCUCGGGUACUCUUUGCUGAAGCGCAAAAGCGACGCGCUUACCUCGAAAUUCAGGAAGCUGCUCAAGGAAACCAUAGAGGGUAAAGAAAAGGUCAUAGAGGGAUUCAAUGAAGCAUCUUACGCGCUUGCCAAUGCGGUUUGGUCGGCUGGAGACUUCAAGUCCCUGGUUGUGGAGUCAGUCGGACGCUCCGCGGUGACGCUCCGCGUCCGCACCGAAAACGUGGCGGGGGUCAUCCUGCCUAACUUCGAGCUCAGAGUUGAUCCCACCGUUGAUGUAAUCGCAAACAUUGGACUAACGUCAGGGGGAAACGUCAUCCACUCUGCCAAAACGGCGUAUCUGGAGUUCCUGGAGACUCUGACGGCAUUAGCGUCCCUCCAAGUUUCAUUCAUGAUGCUCCAGCAAGAGAUCAAAAUGACAAAUAGACGUGUUAACGCACUCGAUAACCUGGUGAUACCCACGAUCGACAACCAUGUGGAAUACAUCAAGCGUGAGCUAGACGAACUAGAGCGUGAAGAGUUCUAUAGAUGGUGCGCAAUAUGA
Messenger RNA from Babesia ovata, 618 nucleotides. RefSeq names its product vacuolar ATP synthase subunit. The transcript is spliced from 6 exons. Bases 1 to 618 code for a protein of 205 amino acids. Gene Ontology annotation, cellular component: proton-transporting V-type ATPase complex; vacuolar membrane. The record is from RefSeq and is a predicted model, not a curated record. Gene Ontology annotation, molecular function: proton-transporting ATPase activity, rotational mechanism. Lineage: Eukaryota; Apicomplexa; Aconoidasida; Piroplasmida; Babesiidae.